Xyrauchen texanus (razorback sucker) is the source of this 978-nucleotide messenger RNA. It is a transcript of the gene rbbp9, whose product is annotated as retinoblastoma binding protein 9. Gene Ontology annotation, molecular function: hydrolase activity. The record is from RefSeq and is a predicted model, not a curated record. NCBI's taxonomy places the organism in Eukaryota, Metazoa, Chordata, Actinopteri, Cypriniformes, Catostomidae. The coding region runs from base 373 to 933 and encodes 186 amino acids. The transcript is spliced from 5 exons.
GCGAUAGGAGGCGUCCGAGACAGUUCAACUGGUCAAUGUUGAAUCCGAAUAUUUCUUUCAAGCCAGCAAAUUUCCGACGGCAAAGCCUAUUAAACUUAAGAAUGCGCUUCAGGUGUCUCACUUACGUACGUCUUAAUGCCAGAGACCGCACUAUAUCUUUUUAUAUGACCGUGCUAAUUCAAAGUAAAAUGUUAUUUCAUUAGUCAUUUUUUGUUUGUUUGCUGUUGUCUUCCAUUCACCACUGUCGAAGUUUACCCUGCAAACGUUUAUUUCCGCGUUCCAAAACCCGGAUGGUGGGUCUUUUAUUGAAUAAACUCUGACGUUCGUCGCUUCUCUGUUCUCUGUUGUCCAGUGUUGUAGUCCGUCUUAAAAAUGCAGCUGAAGAGCGUUGUGAUCCUGCCGGGGAACGGCGCAGGGAAUAUCGAGCACUGUAACUGGUACGGAUGGGUAAAGAAACGAAUAAAUGAAAUAUCCGACGUGUCUUGUGUGCUGAAGAACAUGCCAGAUCCUGUGACGGCCAGAGAAAGCAUUUGGCUUCCGUUUAUGGAGAAGGAUCUGAAUUGUGAUGAAGAGUCAGUAAUUAUCGGACACAGUUCAGGAGCCGCUGCAGCCAUGAGGUAUGCAGAAACACACAGAGUGUAUGCCCUUAUUCUGGUGGGUGCUUACACCACAGAUCUGGGAGAUGAGAAUGAACGUGAAAGUGGAUAUUUCAGUCGGCCAUGGGAGUGGGAAAGGAUCCGAGCAAACGUGAAACACAUCCUUCAAUUUGGAUCCACAGACGACCCCUUCCUGCCUUGGGAAGAGCAACAGGAAGUUGCUGAUGGAUUGAAGACAGAUUUAAAAAAAUACUCAGACCGCGGACACUUUCAGAAAACAAUCUUCCCAGAACUCAUUGAUGCAAUAAAAAGACUCAAAACUGACAGUUUUAAGUGAUAGCUAACCAAAAAAUAAACUUCUCCCAUCAUUUACCCUCACGAA